This is a messenger RNA of Odontomachus brunneus, 396 nucleotides long. RefSeq names its product p53 and DNA damage-regulated protein 1-like. The transcript has 2 exons. Lineage: Eukaryota; Metazoa; Arthropoda; Insecta; Hymenoptera; Formicidae. The record is from RefSeq and is a predicted model, not a curated record. The coding region runs from base 1 to 396 and encodes 131 amino acids.
AUGAGUGAUCACGAGAAAAUAUUGGAACACUUAGAACAAGUUGAAUAUAAAGCUGGUGAGAUUCUCACUGAUCUCGACGAGAUAGUCGCUCUAGAUAAACGAAGGAACGAUGAUCGCGUUGGAAUGAGAUCCCUAGAAAAAGAGCCGUGUAAAAAAACGUGGAUAACGGUGGGUCCAUUGCUGCUAAAGAUGCAAUCUAAGACAGCUAUAGAACUGCUCGAGAAAGAUCGGAGAGAAUGUAAUAACACAAUUAAUAAGAUGAGAAGCGACUUAAAGAUAAAAGUAAACGAAUUACGCGAUUUAGAGUUAGCUCCACCAGCACCUGGAAUGAUGUUGAAUCCUAUGUCCCACAAAGAAAUGGAAGCAAUGAAUCAAGUAUUAGGUCGAAGUGUUUAA